CAGAAACCGCAUCAAAGUUUUCCAUGGCUACAACAAAAGACGCAUAAAAGAAUAGCGCAGAUAUUUUUUUUUAACUCUCUGAAUUUCCGAAAAUUGCAUGUUGGAAAAAAUGGGAGAGUCAAUUGGUUUUUUAAGCUCGUUGUCCCUAGUGAGUGUGUGCUCGGUGUCCCUAGUACUACUACUACGACUACUACUACUAGUAAUAAUAAUGCGAGAAAGUAUGUGAUGUUGAGCACCACUCGUUUUACUGUACUGCAAACAUUUUAUUGGAAGUUUUUUUAUAGUGUUUUGGCGCCAUAAAAGUGUUACCAGUUUAUUCUGGGAUUAUGGAUAUGGUGUAUAUAUAUUUAUUCCUUGCAAAUACGGCUUUGUUUGGCUCCAUUCUUAAAUUUCUGUGUAAGUGCCCAAUCCGAAGGUGCUGGAAUGCUGCAAGAAAUAGCAUGUUUUAAAACUACUCUUGAUUUUAUAUUUAGAAGUAAUGGUUUUGAAGUUCGUAAUUUGUGAGAUGAAAAACCCGUAACAAGUAUAAUGGAAACUAAUGUCAUUUACAUUAUUCCCCACUAAUUUGAAACAAUUGGUGUCGUGAACGAAGUCGAUAGAUUUUCUAAAGAUCAGGUUAUUUGUUAUGUAUUCGAAACUUUAUAUUUCACAGUCGAAGUGAGUGUCGAAAAUUCAGUCAUGGAAAAAACUCAGCAUUUAAAGGCAUUUAUUGCCAGUGCUUCGGAAUAUAAUCGUUUUAAAUCAGAAAAAUUCGGGUCUGUUGUGCAGCGACAAUUACAGAUCUUGGGAGUCUACACCGAUUACAGCAUAUUUGAUCCAGAUAGUAGUACAGCAGUUGAAUUUUACAUAAGUUUGCAUGAACUUAUGUCUGGUUUGGACUGCAGAUCCAGUCUUAUGUGGGCUGCUGUGACUGUUCUCCAGCAGGCGUGUCACAAUUCAGCUGCUAGACUUGCUCUUAUUCAAACAUACAAAUUUACUCCCAUUCUAACACGAAUAUUGGGAACCGAUUUAACUCAUGACAAACGCAUACGACUUUUGCAAGUGCUUCAAGUUUGUAAAUUACUGAUUAUAUUGGAGCAUUUAUCUGGAGAUAUUCCUCCAAGUGAUAUUAUCAAUUUAAUCGAAGCAACAUUUGCUACACUGAAGGAGGCAUUUAAAGCAAAAGAUAUAUUUUUGCUUCAUCACAUAGUUGAUUUCUUCAGUGAUGUUCGCAGUAACAGUCAAUCAUGUGAAGUAUUACGUACCUACAAAAGAUACUAUGAAGACAUAGAAAGUCUUCUUGUCCUUUUUGAUGAUCAACCAGAUGCUGAAAGAGCUGGUUUGUUGCUGGAGUUUUUACAACUGCUUGUGAGCUUAGAAGUUCCAUCAAUUAUUCCAUUGUAUCCACGAUUAGUGAAAGUUAAUGUGCCUUGGAUCCAGACUGCACUUGCAUGCACUCAGUCCCUGUGUCUGCUACGAUCAAUUAUUGUGGAUGUUAAGAAAGGAACUUUAAAUAAUACAAUUAAAGAAAGUGUCUUAGUUCUUCUAGAAGAACAAUUACCGGUGUUUUUAACAAUGUUGGAUUUGGGUAAAGGUGAAGACGCUUGUCCAAUGAAUGGUGAAACAAGAAGUCGCAUUACAGCUUUAUUACAGCUUUUAAGAGAAAUGUGCUGUAUUAAAAACUUAUCUGAUAAGAUCUUAUCUUUUAUAAACCAAACAGUGGUACAAAAAUUGUGCCAAGGUUUGAUAUUGUUUGAUAUAAAAGAAAAUAGUAAUCUUUUCCAAAAAGACUUGAUUGCUUUGAACAUUUACACUCUGUCUUUUGUUGCUGAACUUGCAAAGCACAAUGGAUAUUGGGUGAAUUUCUUUAUGGAGCUUCUAUCACAUCAACAAAUAUUGAUGGUUCUAGCAAUAGGAUUAUAUAAAGGCGAAGAAAACAUCAAAAAAGAAGUUUUAAGUCUUACAGGAUCACUUGGUUUUCCUGUUGAAAGUUUUUCACCAUUGGCAAAAUCUUUGUGUGAUUUAGAACCAUUAGUUGCUCUUCCAACUGGCAAAUCGAGAACAAUAGUUAGUCAAACUGGAUGUGAUUCCCAACAUGAAUUAACUCCCUUGUUCAAUAUAACUCAGGAAGGGAGAUUAGAUGAAUUUAUCGCAAAGUUGCAACAAACUCUUCAUAACUCUGAAGCAAAGGACAUCCCCAUGUCUUCAGUGAUGGAACUUUACGAGUAUAAAUUGGCAGCCUUCGGUCAUUCAGAACGUGCCCUUCAUGCCAGCUUGGAAGCUGUAAAUAACCAUGCUACUCACCUUCAACAUCGUUUAGCACAAAUGAACGCAGAAGCAAACCGUAUGCAUCAACUAUUAUAUCAUAGUCAACAAUGUGUAGAACGAUUACAACGAGACAAGAGAGAAAUCUCAAGACUUCUCGAGUCAGAGAAAUCUACAGCAAGUCAAGCCCACAAAAGCCAUGUGCAGGAUAUGAAAAAUAAACAAAAAGUAAUAAAUGAGUUAAACCUUGUCAAUGAAGAACUAAGGCGAAAUGUUUUAAGCCUUAAUGAAGAGAAGCAGUCCCUGGAAAUAAAAUUAAAAGAAUCACAAAAUCAGCUUGCUACUAUUUCAGCUCAAGCUUCACAGUAUUUGGGAAAAAUUAGAUCAUUGGAAGCAAAGUUGAAAGAUCAACAAGCAAAACUUACUGACUUAACUGCAGAACAUACAAAACUAGAAGGCAAACUUCGUAAAACUGAGUAUCUUUGUCAAGAACGUGAAACUGAAAUUGGACAACUCAAGGUAGCAAAUGCCUCUUUAAAAGAUGAAGCUAGUAAUCUUGAUGUUCUUGUGAAAUCUCAUGAGAGAAGCUUAGAGGAGAAAGAUCAAGAAAUUUGUAGUAUUCAGCAUCAACUACGUGAACUUCAACGAAUUAGAGAAAUGAUUUAUGAAAUAUCAGCUGGUUAUGGAUUAAUGGCAUUCCACUUAAAAAUUUCAACCUUUUAA
Messenger RNA from Gryllus bimaculatus (two-spotted cricket), 2967 nucleotides. The record is from the annotation of a GenBank genome assembly. NCBI's taxonomy places the organism in Eukaryota, Metazoa, Arthropoda, Insecta, Orthoptera, Gryllidae.